This is a messenger RNA of Strongylus vulgaris, 618 nucleotides long. NCBI's taxonomy places the organism in Eukaryota, Metazoa, Nematoda, Chromadorea, Rhabditida, Strongylidae. The record is from the annotation of a GenBank genome assembly.
AUGGCUACGCUCUUCUUUUCAACCAGCCGAGGACGUGCAGCAAAUCUUCGAUAUCAGCGAAUAUAUCCAGCAUUAGUAUUUCGCAGAAAUGAUAGAAUUUUCUAUUCGAAAUACAGAUUUCGCGUAUCGGAUGUUGAGCAAAUUGUGAAAAUGCUGUCACCCCUCCUUCCAGAUAGUGGUUUACUCCCGUGGGAAGUCACUAAAGAGGACCAAGUGCUCAUUACGUUGCGCUAUCUGGCCACUAACAGUCAUCAGACAGUGAUUGCGGACUGUUUUGGUAUAAGCCAGAAGGCGGUGAGCGACGUAGUGACGCGAGUGGUGGAGGCGCUCAAUCAUCCAGAUAUCGAAGCACGUUUCCUCCGCUCUGGCCUUCUGAUGAACGGUGGUGCUUGCGAAGAUCUCGAGAAUUUGCCAAGAACUCGAGAUUUACGACACGUGGCAACUUACUUCAAUGGACUGAAGAACAAAUGGCAAAUUUUGCUUCAUUCAACAUUUGGAAAAAAGAAUGCUCCAACUUUUUUCAUUUUGCUGGUACGUGCACUACAAGGAAACUGGUUCCUUUGCUCAUGCUUUAUUUUUCAAAAAAUCGUCAUGGUGAAGAGUGGAAUUGAGAAAUGA